AUGCGUCUUAGUACUGGAUCGUUUUAUUGCCAUCGUUCAUCCUCUAAAAUACAUUACUUUCAGACUCGCUGUCGAAUUAUCCGAAUUAUUGUCUUCUCUUGGGUUAUACCAGUUAGUUUUUACGCGCUUAAGAUUACCCUUUAUAUGUUUUAUUUCAAAACAAUACCUGUCCCUGUCCCUCUUAUUUGGCUGACAAUAAUUUUUGAGUUUCUUCCAUGUGUUCUGUUAACACUCUGCUUUCCAUCAAUGAUAUUUCACGCACGCAGGCAUGAUCAGUCAGCACGCACCUUAGCAAAACAGUUACGUUUUAACCAUCAGAUGUCGUUUAAAAUCCUCCACGAUAGGUCUGCAGUAAUAAUGAUGGGUCUUGUGGUAGGAGUGUUUCUUGUUUGCUAUGGGAUGCAUCUGACUUGGCGCUGUGUUUUAAAGAAAAUAAUAAAGAAAACUAAAGCCUACCACUUGACGUGCGUAACUCAUUCUUGUAGUAUAGGAUGCAAGUCUUUAAUGAACGAGUGUGAAAGGCUUGAGCAAUUCAGUAAAAGACUAAUAAACGUGUGAGGCUUGGACUCAAAGCGAAUUGAAAUUUGGAAAAAAUGGCGCAUUAGGAGAGAAAACAAGAACCUUUGGACCCUCAGGGAAUACAAAAUACAAGGGAAAGGACGUCUUAGGAUCAAGCUUCACAGGUGGUGUGAGACGCAAGUUCUUAUUGGAUGGAACUUUUUAGUUUCAGAUCAUGAGAGUAUAAUUUUUUGUUUACACUGGCUGCUACCAAAGCCCGCUUUGCUUCACUUGCUCGAUUUUGGUAUACUCGAGCAAGACUCUGCAUCAAUCGAGUAACAAAGAUAGCGUGAGCAUGUGGUGCUUGUUGCUUGGAUACAGUUCGAACCCAGGUUUAAUAGCCGUGCGCUUUCUACAGCGGGCUCAUCGGUUAUGACCAUCAAUUUAUCAAACUGAAACGGAUGUUUCCACUCUGAAUACCAGUUUGAAGGGAGAAAACAAGAUUGACAAGUUCAGAAGUUCGAGGUUCGGUGACUUCAUAAGGCUUGGCGCCAAUUUUCCUCCAUACUGAGGUUGUUUGUUCAAUAGUCUUCGUAAUCAACUCUGUUAACGGCGAUAGAUUCCUGGAAUUUACCGAACCCAACUGAAAGAUUAACUGUACGAUAUUCUUGUUAUAUGAAGUAAUUCCCUUGUUGAGAAAAACACAAAGAAAUGUAGUAGUUUUGUAAUCUUCCUGUGCAUGUUUAUUUCAGGUUAGUCUUGCAAGUGUGACUGAAAUGAUAAAAUCGUGUAAAGUGUAAAAUGACUUGUUAUGGAGAAAAAAGGUAUAGCUAUCAAAUGUGUCACCUUUUUCGCCCAGGUUACACGAGCGUAAGGCUAAUUUUCCUUUAAAUUCUGUAGAAAUCAUGACAAAGAAAUUAAUAUUGGUUGCUAAGGAAGCCCAACAGCAAAUUGGAGAGACGAGUUGCUUGUGGCUGGAACGACAUUAAAAUCGUUGCAUGCCGAAUGAAUAAUAAAACCUUCCAAUUUAGCAGUACGAAAUAAUAGUGCAGUAGAAGGCAUCUAACUAAACAAUAUUGUUAAUUGAUUGAUAACUGAGCUAGUGAAACAGUUCUUAAAGAUCAUAUCGACACCCCAGGCGUCUUGCGCCAUGUAUAUAUAUACAUAUUGAAAGGAUUAUAAAAUAACAAGGUUCUAUAAAUAAUUAAUUAACUGUUAGACAUUCAAGAAGUUUUUUUUUUUGAAGAGGGUGUUUUUGCACAGUUGAACUGCCGUUAAAAACUUAUCGACAUUGUGUUCCUGUUUCACAUCGUGAUCAGUUUAUUUUUUUUUUGCUCUAUUUAUUAACUGAAAACCAUUGCAUACUCUAUUUAGUAUAGCAAUGGAGUUAAACGGAACAGUCUAGGCAGAUUACAGUGAUGCUGCUGGCUCCUGUCUGUCUUGUUUUAUUUUCUCGCUUAUGAAUAGUUAACGACAACAGUGGAAACGUUCUCAGGCAAAUUUAGUAACGCGCUGUACGUGAUAUUUAAGAGACGGCCUUGGCUUUUUAUUUAUUAAUGCACUUUUGUCGUAAUUUGUAGUAGACCUGUCGCAAUUUGUAGGUUGGUUUAGUUGUAAAGAGAAUAGUAUUUAAUAACAACUUCUCUUAACUGCCGUUAGUACGGAUGGAGACCUGGUUUUGGAUUCUUGGAUGGGUUCUUUCCUUUCUUGCCAUCACUGGAAAUGGAUUUGUAAUCUUCCUCGUCUGCAGCAGACGAAAUCUCCGCACCAAAACCAACGCGUUUAUUGUUUCACUUGCAGUAGCGGAUUUCUGUGUUGGUUUGAGCGUCAUUCCUUCUUUGUUUAUAUGCGACGUUACAAGCACCUGUGAGUGGCCUCAGACUUUUCCGUCAUGGAAAGAUGUCGUAAGGUGGCUGUUUAGCUACCUGUCUGUUUUAAACUUGAGUUCUCUGGUGCUCGACCGUUAUAUCGCCAUCGUAAAGCCUUUUAAAUACAUAACUCUUAUGACUCGAUCUCGUGUUAUUGAAGUGAUAACUUCCUGUUGGAUAGCGUCAUUUACAUUGGUUGCGUUCAAGACCGCACUUCGGCUUUGCUGUGAGACCCCUCUGACCAGUAUCGUUGCAGUUGUGGUUUUAAUGAUUUCCAUGGAAAUCGUUCCAUGCGUUCUGCAGAUAUUCUGUUUUGUGUCAAUGUUACUUCAUGUAUGGAAACAUGAUCGGUCAGCACACACCCUAGCAAAACAGUUACGUUUUAACCAUCCGAUAUCUUUUAAAACCCAUAACGAGACGUCUGCAGUAAUAAUGAUGGGUAUUGUGAUAGGAGUGUUUGUUGUGUGCUACGGAAUAUAUUUGCGUUGUAGUCUCGUAGUACUAUCCGACACAAAUGCAUCAUGUAAAGAUGAACAAUACAAAUUUCCUGUAUUGGUUUUAAACUCGGCCAUUAACCCAAUGUCUUAUGCUUUUUUCAAAAGAGACAUAAAGAAAGAGUUUAAAAGGCUUAUCAGUCAGCUGGUUUAAUUUAGGCGGAAAAGUAACCGUGUAGAGCCUUCCACUUGAUCAUUUUUGAAGGACAUAGAUCUUAAUAUUGGUCGGCAGAACUGCCUUUGAUAGCGGAUUGUGUCAGGCAUCGCAGGCGGCAGUUUUGGGGUCGGCAAAUCCCUGGCGGUUUGUCUCAAAUCAUAGUUUGGAAGCACUGGUGUUUAAGGAGGGGACAAGAACCAAAGGAGGACGAGGAUACAAUCCAAAAGGAACCUUACUAUCCAAAAACAGAGACGCCAAUGAAAACGUCGCUGAAAAAUAGACUUCGCGUCCAUUGAAACUUUUUCGCCCUCAUACCAAGUCGCCCAGUGAAUUGAAAGUGCGGAACAUGUGUUAGGUUCGAACUGAAGAGAGGAGACCGCGUCCGAGUUCAGAGAGGGAUAGUAAAUAAAUUUAUCGCCUUGUCGUUCCAGUUCUUAAGCCCGUCAUCUAAAAAACAUUGACUAUUCCACGUUGUAGUUGUGUAGGGACAGCGGAGAAAUGUACAAAAAAAAGUGAGGCACGUGCAGCCGGAGCUGUUGUUUUGCUCACUGAAGCCUAUUGUGUUUUAGGCGUUCUUCUUGCCGUCGCCGUUGUAGUUUCGUAAGGUUCCUAGCAGUAUAUGUCAGUUGCUCUUGAAACGGCGAUUCUGAGGUAUCAAGCCUACGUCAAAGGUAGUGGUAGACGAAAUUUCUAAUUUAAACUUUUUGUUUCAAACCAAGGGAAAGUAUUUCUUUUUCCUGGCUUUAUUUUCCACAUUAAUUAUUGUAAUCAACUCUGUUAAGUAGUUUCCUAGAAUUUAAACAAGCAUGAAGUAAACGUUUUUGUUUUUGUACAGGAAAAGAAUUGUAUUAUUUUUUCCUUUCCCUGAAAACUGAUAGUUAAUUAACCUCAGUCCAUGCUAGGUGUGAAUGAAAUAUUAAAAACUUUAGAGCAUGAUCUGUAUGAUCCAUACAGGCAACAUGGAUAUUUUUUUUCAGGUUCCCAUUGAUCCCUAUGGGGUGGCGAAAAGCAAUCUUUUUCUUCAAACAAGUUUUAAAGCUGUUUAGAGAACGUCAGUGGACGAUUUUGUAAUAAUUUGUAAUACCCGUCUUGAUUUGCAUUACGUAGUAGCUGUUCUAAUUUGCUUUCAGAAGGAUCCUCAGUUACUUUCCUGUCAUGUUCAGGGGUCUCCGUACCAAUGAAAAUAAAGCUAAAAAAGUUAACUGAAAACAGGUAUUGCAAAAAGGAAACAUAAAUUCAAAUAAACUAUUGCAAAGCGAUUUAUUUCUGUGUCCCACAUGAUGAAAAAGUGACUCUAAAGAUGUUGUCUUUACCAUGAUCUCCAACAUUAGCAUAAUUCAGAGAUAUCUUCGGAAAUUAAUCGCUAUGCUAUGAGACGAAACUGCAUUUCAAGACCUCAUCAUUUUCUUUAGAUAUAAGCCAGUUAUGCAUGUCGAUAACAUAUUUAUUCAAUGUUUUUUAUGGCCCUUCAAACUUUGUUUCAAAAUAUUUCCAAAAUUCAGCUGAACCAGGAGUAAAUACUAGGUGUCCCAGUGUCCCAGCGGCACAUUACCACCCGAAAAAUUUCUAAAGAAUUCCUCCAUCCCCCCCCCCUCCUUCCCUUGGGACCAUGGGAAACCCUAGCAAGAGUAGACGAGAUUUCCACCGCUGGAACGGUACAUUAAAAAACGCUACAUAACAACAUUUUUGACAUUAAGCGAUAAAGAACACUUUCACCUUUAACAAUGUAUUAUAUUCCAAGAAUUUAUUACAACAUGUUAUUGCUAUUUUAUUAUCAAACACACAAAGAAACAUUUAGUAUUAAUGUAUUAUUGUCUUGAUGCACAUUUUUGUGAUAACACAGCCCAAUACAAACUAUUAUUUAAUGACAUUAAUUAGCAAAUUAAGACAAUGUAAAGAACAAAUAGGGCAUUUUCACUCACGUGGCCAGCACCUAUGCAAAUUUAUUGGAACAAAAGAGAACGUUUACAUAGGAAAAGAUUUCAGUGUCCCUGAUAUUUACGCAAGAUGUUGGUUAUAUUCUGCAGUUGAUAAGAACUUCCUUUAACUGUUAAGAUGGAGAUCUGGUUUUGGAUUCUUGGCUGGGUUCUUUCAUUUCUGGCUAUCAUUGGAAAUGGAUUUACAAUCUUCCUCGUUUGCAGCAGACGAAAUCUUCGCACCAAAACCAAUGCGUUUGUGGUAUCACUUGCGGUAGCGGAUUUCUGUGUUGGUUUGAGCGUUAUUCCUUCUCUGUUAGCUUGCGAAUUUACAAACACCUGCCACUGGCCUGAUUAUUGGUUAUCGUGGGUGAAUAUUAUAAGAUUGUUGUUUAGUCACUCGUCUGUUGUAAACUUAUGCGGCUUAGUACUGGACCGUUUUAUUGCCAUCGUCUAUCCUCUAAAAUAUAUUACUUUGAUGACUCGCCGUCGAAUUACCCAAGUUAUUUUCUUCUCUUGGGCUCUACCAGUUAGUUACAAUGCGCUAAAAAAUACCCUUUGUAUUGUCUUAUUUCAAAACGAUACCUCCGAGUGUCCUUUUAUUUGGCCGACCAUAAUUUCCGAGUUUCUUCCAUGUGUUGUAUUAAUGCUCUGCUUUGUAUCAAUGAUAUUUCAUGUAUGCAGGCAUGAUCAGUCAACACGUACCUUAGCAAAACAGUUGCGUUUUAACCAUCAGGUAUCGUUUAAAACCCAUCACGAGAAGUCCGCAGUAAUAAUGAUGGGUAUUGUGAUAGGAGUGUUUCUUGUUUGCUAUGGUAUGUAUCUACGUUGUAGUUUUCUAAUACUAUCCUCAUCACCAUGUAAUGAUGAAAACUACAAAAUUACUUUCUUGGUUUUAAACUCAGCUAUUAACCCACUGGCUUAUGCCUUUUUUAAAAGAGACAUAAAGAAAGAGUUUAAAAGACUCGUUGGCGCUGUGUUUUAUAGAAAAUAA
Messenger RNA from Porites lobata, 5927 nucleotides. NCBI's taxonomy places the organism in Eukaryota, Metazoa, Cnidaria, Anthozoa, Scleractinia, Poritidae. The record is from the annotation of a GenBank genome assembly.